Messenger RNA from Caenorhabditis briggsae, 360 nucleotides. Bases 1 to 360 code for a protein of 119 amino acids. The transcript has 3 exons. The record is from RefSeq and is a predicted model, not a curated record. NCBI's taxonomy places the organism in Eukaryota, Metazoa, Nematoda, Chromadorea, Rhabditida, Rhabditidae.
AUGGACAGUUGUGAAGAAGAAUGCGAUCUGGAAGUGGACAGCGACGAAGAAGAGCAACUUUUGGGAGAGAAAUGCAUUUCCCUUCUCGCAAGUCUUCUUCCGCCCUCGUCAUCCACACUUUUGAACAACGCCAUUCAUUUGGAACUCGACGAAUUUGAACCGCCUCCUCCGUUGUUCAACUUGCUCGAAGAGCAACAAUUUCAAGAAGAACUCGAGGAAGAUAAAGACAAAGAAAACGAAAAAGAAUUCGCGGAUUCUGAAAAAGACAUAGAAGAAUCAAAUGAAAAAGAACUAUUAGAUAACGAAGGAGCAAACACUGUUCCCUUCCAUUGCCUUCUAUUGAUGCUGAAUCUCCUCUAA